Rhinichthys klamathensis goyatoka is the source of this 1266-nucleotide messenger RNA. RefSeq names its product HLF transcription factor, PAR bZIP family member b (gene hlfb). Gene Ontology annotation, biological process: regulation of transcription by RNA polymerase II. Lineage: Eukaryota; Metazoa; Chordata; Actinopteri; Cypriniformes; Leuciscidae. The record is from RefSeq and is a predicted model, not a curated record. The transcript is spliced from 4 exons. Gene Ontology annotation, molecular function: RNA polymerase II cis-regulatory region sequence-specific DNA binding; DNA-binding transcription factor activity, RNA polymerase II-specific. Gene Ontology annotation, cellular component: nucleus. Bases 155 to 1036 code for a protein of 293 amino acids.
CGCACUUCAAGCCACCUAUGCCGGUGCUGUAGAGCUGGAUCGUUCACUUGUCGUUCUUAGACGAAUGAUAGCUUAUUUACCUGUUACAUUUAGCCCUUGAUUUCAUUUCAAUUUUUCACAAAUAGCCUACUUUUCGCACGGAAUAAGAGUGAUUAUGUCCAGACCGCUGAAUUCAGCUUUCCUACCUCCGCAAACUCACGGCGUUUUGAAGGCGCUCCUGGAAAAACCUCUGAAACUACCUGGGCAAGAUGAAGGCUAUGGGAAGGAGAGAGAGAAGGUGAAAAAGCUAGAAGAAGAGAGAAACGCUCCACAGUCGGCUUUCUUAGGGCCAACGCUUUGGGAUAAAACAUUGUCUUAUGAUGGAGACGGCUUUCAGUUGGAGUAUAUGGACCUUGAGGAGUUCCUCUCUGAAAAUGGCAUCCUCUCCAGUCCCGCACAGCAUGACCAAAGCCUCCACCAGCAGCACCAGCAGCACCAGCAGCAUCAGCAGGCGUCAAUGCCACAGCCCCCCAUCUCAGUCAUGGACCUCAGCAGCCGGGCCAUCACCUCCAUCCACACGGGCAUGGUUCCUCAGAACUGCCUCCACAGCCCGGGCAGAACAGUUUUGCCUCCAUCACGUAACACGCCAAGUCCUAUAGACCCGGAGGCCCUUCAGAUACCAGUGAACUACGAGCCCGAUCCCGCAGACCUCGCUCUGUCCAGCGUCCCUGGCCAGGAGGUUUUCGACCCACGGAAAUGCAAGUUCUCGGAAGAGGAGCUGAAACCUCAGCCUAUGAUCAAGAAAGCACGCAAAAUCUUCAUUUCUGAUGAUAUGAAGCAGGACGACAAAUACUGGGCACGGCGCAGAAAGAACAACGUGGCCGCCAAGAGGUCACGGGACGCUCGGCGCCUAAAAGAAAAUCAGAUUGCCAUCCGGGCUGGUUUCCUGGAGAAAGAGAACGCUGCUCUCCGACAGGAAGUUGCCGACAUACGGAAAGAGCUCGGGCGGUGCAAAAAUAUCUUAACCAAGUAUGAAGCUCGGCACGGCACCCUGUGAGACUCCCACGGGUCCUGAAGUUCCCUUCCAAUUCGAAGGACAAUAUUCAUGGAUAAGGUCCGCUGGGCCUGUUUUCCAGCCAGGCCUCACCUCAGUCUGUUCUUGGCACCUUAGAAGGCAGAAACGUUUCAUUGUGUGGUUAUUUUAUACGUCUUGUAGAGAUCUCUCAUUCUCUUUCUCUAUUUGUUAUCGCAAACACAGCCAUCAUUUUUUGCCAACCGUGUUACUUA